Cicer arietinum (chickpea) is the source of this 1057-nucleotide messenger RNA. RefSeq lists its product as uncharacterized. The record is from RefSeq and is a predicted model, not a curated record. Lineage: Eukaryota; Viridiplantae; Streptophyta; Magnoliopsida; Fabales; Fabaceae.
CAACAAAAAUGAGCAGUUACAUGAAAUAAAAAAUGCAUGCGGUGCUGCUUUGCCAUUGCAUCAAAAACAACUUGGAGUCGCACUGAACUCAACUGCCCGAAAAACGCUGUCGACUUGGUCUUAGGUCGCCGGAAAACUCUACAUCCAUAAAUUCCGUCCAGGUUUGAGUUGUCUCCAUUAUCAAUCCAUAAUUUAUCUGUGCAAUAUGAUUAUUAUUCUGCUUUACAUUCUCCACAUCGUCAUGAACGGCCCAACUCUUUGCUUUGGAAAUAAGGUUGAGGACAAAAUUUUGAAAGUUGGAGAAGAGCUAUGGAGAGAAACUCUGCCAUUACAAGGUGGCUCUGGCUUUUAUCAAUUACAAGGUCUGAAACCACAUAUGUGGUAUGAAGUAAAGAUAUCAUAUCCAGCAUCUAUACCUGCUAGUUUCUCCUUACAAUUGAAGAGAGACAAGUCGGAUGCAGUGCUGAACAAUAACAGGAGAUUGCUCAACACUGAAAAGCUAAUUUUUAAGACCGGUAACGAUCAGGAUGAACCCCAUUUAAUAUUAGUGACUGUGGAGCCAGAGGGGUUUCCUGCAAAACAGCAUGUACUCGAGAGGCAAUUUAUCAUCUUUAAUAUAGUGUGCGAUGAACUACUGUUAGGCUUACCCUACAAAGUUUGGUGGGUAGUGGCACUGGCAUUUGUGUGUCUCGGAAUUGCAUUCGUUGUUCCUUCUUUUCUUCCAUUGUAUUUGCUUCCAAAGAACCAAGUGCUACAAUCAGACCAUGUUUCGAAAACUUCUUGAUAAGCUUUCCAGGGAAAUGUAGUUAUUGGACGGUUGUUUAUCCAAAUGCUGUGGCACCCUGCAUGUCAUUCAAGAUAUAGUUUUGGAAUUUACCUUCUGACCAUUAAAAUUUCAAGUUUUUAUUUUGUUCCAUCAGUUAUAAUGUAACCGAACUAUUCAUGCUUAUGAUGAUGCUUACGAGUUGAUGUUUUGUUAUUUUAGCAAUAUGUAAGAUUAGUUAUCUUUUGUCAUUUUAAUUCAACAUAUAAACUGAAGCUUGGGUCUUUUGGGACA